AUGGCAGACCUCAGCUCUCUUCUUCAAAGUGCUACCAUCCCGACUUUGCGAUCAUAUAUGCUCGAGCACUUUCCGUGCGUCGUUGUCCGAGAUGGCAUGAAAUUACAGGAAUUGAAAAGAUUAGCUAAGAAAUGGGAUAAGCUUGCUCAAGAUUCUCCAGCGUUCAGGAAACGUCCAUCGGAUUCCACAAUCACAAGCAAUCCAGGUACAUCUGAUUGCAAAUCGGCUGGCACCUCAGUCAAUGCGGAUACGACUCAGCCAACUUUGAAGAAGCAAAAAUUGACUGCUCCACGAAAAACUCCACGCCGCAGCGAAAAAACUCCAGCCCGACCACAAACUAGUCCUCGAGUUGCAAAACCGGUUUCACUAGCACCUCGGCGAAGAUCUCAAACUUCAAGUAGGGCAAUUUUGUUUCCUUAUAAUCUGUACAUUUUCUUUCAACCUACCAACCCUGUAGAAAUCGCUCAACCAACUGUUUCCCAGCCUGUUGACAUUGUAAUUGAAGAGAUACGCGAGCGAAGUCAGAUGGACCGAAACUCAAAGCCUCGAAAAAAAUCGAAAAAAAUGGUGACAUACAGUAGCUCGCUGACCUCACUUUCCGAUGACGAGGACCGUCUCGAAUCGCGUGUGGCGAACAGCCAGCCCAAACAACCUAUCAUCAAACCCGACACAUCUAAUACGACUUUAGUAGACAUAGACGAGCUCGAAGAUCUCCUUUUCAACCCUGCGUAUAACCUACCUACCGUCGCAUGCAACCAAUCUAGCCCUUGUAAAGGUUUCCCUGAAAAACUUAUUGAUGCACCUGAUUUUGUGCCCGAAGAGAUAAAUCUCAUGCACUUUGAUGAGGAUCAUCUCCAGGAUCAGGACGAAAAAGGUGUUAAUCAUCAAGUCCAUUUAUCAUCAAGUCAAGCGUAUUCAUGCAAGAAUGACUGUCAUGAGGAGAUAAGGCUUUUGAAGGCACGGAUCCAGAAAUUGGAGGAUAUAGCAUUCCCAAAAUCCCAACUCGUUGCCAGCUGUGGCCCUAUUCUCUCAAAACUAUCCUAG
Melampsora larici-populina 98AG31 is the source of this 1044-nucleotide messenger RNA. RefSeq lists its product as uncharacterized. Bases 1 to 1044 code for a protein of 347 amino acids. The record is from RefSeq and is a predicted model, not a curated record. Lineage: Eukaryota; Fungi; Basidiomycota; Pucciniomycetes; Pucciniales; Melampsoraceae. The transcript is spliced from 4 exons.